AUUUCCCUAACUGCUUCAAGGUACAGAACUUAUUUUUCAAGUUCGUAGACUCUUCCUGACCAAGUCUGAGAUAAACUCCAUGGUUCAAGCAUGGUUCAUUUUAUGAUACGGCUUGUGAUUCUUUGGUUUGGUACCUGUUGGUUUGGUCUUGGUGUCCACGCCUUGGUGGAGUGCCUGCAUGAUGGUGACGAUGAUGUCAAUGGCCUUUCUUUUCUGGAUGAGACUUCGCCCCUCGUGUUCUCGACGGUGUGCGAGUAUCGCGUCCUCCAAUGCAGGAGCAUCAACUACUGCAGGAUCGAGUGGUUCUUCAACGGGAUCCCGUACGAUUCAUGGAGCUUGGGAAGGGAGUCCGACACGAAAUACUAUCUGGAAGAUCACAACCAGACCAUCAGGUUCCAUUCUACGGAUGUUGACGCAGAAGGAACGUUUACCUGUCUGGUAUCCAACGGCUUGAGGAAUAUCACCCGAAGCAUCGAUCUUGAAGUCCAAGAGGGUAUAUGGCUCAACAUGCCCACCCCGUACCAGUCAUCCAGUCUAGUGUGUAAGAACCAGACAGCUGUUCUCGGUGGGAACGCGUCUUUCUUCUGCCAGUUCAAGUACCGAAACCCCGGAGCCUUCCUCCAACACAGUUGGAGAAAGUUUAACGACACCAUCAAGGGUUACGAGUUGGUCGACUUCUAUAACGCGCCCGGUACGGAGUUCUCGGAGGGAAGCAGCAAAGACGAUGAAAUUACCACCCAAAGGAAGAGGUGUCCCGGGAAGCCUCCUAAAAUUUUGUCUACAUGGUUAAACAUCACGAAUGUGACGGAAGAGGCAUUAGGAAUGUACCAAGUACGAUGUCGGAUUGCACAGUUCGUAACCAAAGUCAACCUAACGCUCUCGCUUGCCACUACGGAAGAGCCUGUUGUUGUCACAAAUACUUCUACCGUAGUGAUCUUGGUUGUGACAAUGAUCAUCGUCGUACUCCUUUUCACGUUGUCAUGGAAACGAUAUGGCACAGACAUCAAACUUCUGUUUCAUGACCAACACGCCAAACUAGAAACAGAAGAAAUUGAUGACAAACUCUACGACGCUUACAUCGUUUCGUGCUAUGAGGGCGAGGAUAGGUCCUUUCUUUACAACAUUCUUUGUCCCAGUCUGACGGAUCACUAUAAGCUAUACAUCCACGAGAGAGAUAAAGUAUUCGGUUCUGUUGAAAGCGAGGAAAUAAUUGAAGCAAUGACGAAAAGCCGGCGAUGUAUCGUGGUAUUAUCUGCUGAUUUCUACACGCAAUCAUCGACCUCGUCAUCGCAAUCGACAUCGGCAAGUAAUCCAUCAUCAUCAACCACGCCAUCAUCUUCAGUGAAACUGUCAGAUGACAGUAUUCCAGAAAAUCAGUGGCAUUUAUUUGAACUCCAUUACGCACUGGACACCAUGCACCCACACCUCAUUCCACUCCUCUACCGAGACUCGGGACCGACUUCCUUGUCGAACACCGAUUCGAACGCAGAGCUGAUCAAUCACGUCCUCAAUGAUGUCGAAUGCAUAAAAUGGAAGCAGAAAGGAAAGUCUCGUCUGGAUGAUUGGGCGAUGAAGCAGUUGCGACUUCGACUACCGCCACGUCGACGAGGAAGCGGAUUCUCUCGUGGACAGUCGUUAUGUAUUACAAUGCCACCAUCGUCGUCAUCGAUGACGUGUCCAUCACCUGUAGACACUCAUUGUAACGUAAAUUCCAACCCACAGGUUCUGAGAUUAACAAGGACAGAGACGUCAUGGCGUGACGAAAGACAAUCUCCAAGUUCGUCCGGGCAUGAUCAACCAUCUCAAGGGUCACAAGUAUCCUCCAUGCCAUCGACGACGUCUCCGUCAUCAUCGUCCUCGCCAAUGUCCUUAUCAUCCUCAUCCGGUUUUGAAUCGUGCCCAGCCAGCUCCCUAUCACAUUGUAGUCCUACUUCAAAAUCAUCGCUGUCUUCACGCAAAUCGUCCCAAUCUUCCUCGCCUGCACAUUCUUCGACGCACUCGAUCCAUGAAUUCGAGCCUGACAAUCUGAACUCGUUCCAAGAGUAUGGAUCGAAACCCAACAGAUUUAACUCUUCUCUUUCUGUCUUCAAAUUUUUACCAAGAUUGAAAAAGGAACCUUACUUGAUUGAUAACGAAACAAAACCAGGUUACAUCUAG
Lytechinus variegatus (green sea urchin) is the source of this 2157-nucleotide messenger RNA. RefSeq lists its product as uncharacterized. NCBI's taxonomy places the organism in Eukaryota, Metazoa, Echinodermata, Echinoidea, Temnopleuroida, Toxopneustidae. The record is from RefSeq and is a predicted model, not a curated record. Gene Ontology annotation, biological process: signal transduction. The coding region runs from base 91 to 2157 and encodes 688 amino acids. The transcript has 7 exons.